AUGAAAACAGAUAUGACUACACUUUUGACAACUCCUUUUUCGAGUACAACACCAGUUGAACAAGCUGUAUUUGAUUGUACAUUGAUGGAUACUGUCAAAGCUUAUUAUAAAUAUCGAUGCUGCUUAGAGUGUGGUAUUCCUGAAGUAACAUUACGUGGUUCGCCAGAUGAUUUUCA
Rotaria sordida is the source of this 176-nucleotide messenger RNA. The record is from the annotation of a GenBank genome assembly. Lineage: Eukaryota; Metazoa; Rotifera; Eurotatoria; Philodinida; Philodinidae.